AUGAUAGAUUGCCUGCGCCCGCGGCGGCCCGAGAUUGUUCGCGUUCCGAUUAGAUCGCCGCGCCAACUCUCAGCGGCCCGGUGGGGGCCUGGCUCGUUUUUGUCUCCUCUGAGUGGAUUCCGAACCUCCGGAAGUUGGGGGGCUACAAACUCGCUGCGCAGAAGCCCCGAAGAGAACUUGGGCCAGUGCGUCGCCGUGAAGCGCAUGGCCACCGAGGCCCGCGACGAGGCCGCCGCCGCCUCCACAGAGGAGCUCCCAGUCUGUCGGAGAGGCAUCCCGAGCGCCUUGGGACGAAAGCGACCCCGUGCGUGCCUGCCCCAGUUGCAGGCCGCCCAGGCGCUUGCCAGCCGCCGCCCUUGCGUUGUCUACCUAUGCAUGGGCGCCGGCCGGGCCUUUUUUUACUUUGGCGGGAGGCGUUGA
Amoebophrya sp. A120 is the source of this 420-nucleotide messenger RNA. The record is from the annotation of a GenBank genome assembly. NCBI's taxonomy places the organism in Eukaryota, Dinophyceae, Syndiniales, Amoebophryaceae.